Drepanopeziza brunnea f. sp. 'multigermtubi' MB_m1 is the source of this 330-nucleotide messenger RNA. Lineage: Eukaryota; Fungi; Ascomycota; Leotiomycetes; Helotiales; Drepanopezizaceae. The record is from RefSeq and is a predicted model, not a curated record.
AUGCCAGCCAGAUCUCAAGAUGACUCGGAACAAGAAGUGCGAUCGUGGGGCUUCCCUCACGUCUUCACCUGGACCGAUGGCCCGAACUCCCACUACAGCCCUCACUCUCACCGCGGGCUGACCACGCAUCUGAUUCUCAAGGGCGAGCUUACCAUCACGUACCCGAAAGAUAGUGAGCCUGAGAGGAAGACGUUUGGGGUGGGCGAGAGGAUUGAUGUCGAGGCGGGUAGGGUGCACGAGGUGUGGAUUGGGAAGGAAGGGUGUACCGAAAAGUCAACACGCUCGAAGCGAAAGUCAACUACUGCCAGUGCGAACCUCGUGCGGGCAUAG